This is a messenger RNA of Lymnaea stagnalis (great pond snail), 615 nucleotides long. The record is from the annotation of a GenBank genome assembly. NCBI's taxonomy places the organism in Eukaryota, Metazoa, Mollusca, Gastropoda, Lymnaeidae.
AGAGACUGUCAGUCCAAUCUUGUGCCUGAAAACAUUGAUCCAAGUCAAAUAUUAUCACCAUCCAAGCGCAAGGCAUAUGAACGCCGAAUUGAACGACUGAGAGUGACCACAUCGCCUAUUGCCCGCCCUCGCAGUCACACGCCCAUCAGUGUUGUAACACUUGAUGAAUAUGCAACAAUUAGUUCCCCUGAGGCUUCACCGGCUCCACCUUCCGCCAUUCCUGACAAACUCAAAAUAACACUUCCAUGUGAUGAGUUCACACUUAAGCCAAAGACUCCAAAGCUUCAAAGUGCACGACGUAAAGACUCGGAUGAGACUUGUUUUGAGUUUGCUGAAGACAUUCUUUUUAGCCGCACCAAAUCGGCAUUGGUUGUCAAUGAAGAUGGCCAAAUUCCAGUGUCACCUCGUAGGGUUCUAAUUCCACCAACCAUUACACCUACCACUUCACCCAAGCUUUCAGCAGGCCCCAGAUUAUCUGCCAACUCACCCUAUGAAGAAUGUUCCAAUGCACCAAAGCUUCUUUAUAUACAACAAAAUGAAACUGCUCACAGCUUCUUUGGUGAAACGGUAGAUGAGACCGAAGAAGAAAAUUGGGCCAGUUUCCCUGACAGUUCA